CUCCCGCCGAGUCCUCUUAUUCGGAACCGGUUUCGCUUCCAAGUUGGAACAAGUUCAUGGGCCCAAGUAUAUAAUGGGUCUCCGUAGGACAUCCAUCCAGCAGAUCUAUCGUUGGACGUUUAUUUUUCCGCAUAUAGUUUCUGUGCAAACUACAUCAAUUCGAUCAACAUGUCUUCAGUUCAAAGCGGCGACUCGGACAUAAACUGUCUCGAACCCAAUGAUCGUGCUUCAAAUACGACUGGACUUGAAGUAAAGGUCUCUCCUGAGCCCUGUGAGGUCUUCCAGCAAGUUUUCGCGUUGUCCAUGGCCUCAAACGCUCUCUAUACCUUGAAAGGAGAUCGUGACGCUCUCCUAAACUGCUUGCAGGCCAAGCUACCCGGUAUCAUCUCAGCUAUCGGUGGCCAGUGGAAAGUAGUAUGGGGCCCGGUGAUAUGGAAAGCUCGGCCAGACGAUGCAAAUACCGGGCCUGACAAUACAUGGUUUGUCGCACAUAGCCCGAGCGUCACCUUCGAUGACGGCAGCACACGUGAGGCAUACGUAGUAGCUGUCGCUGGGACAAAUGCCAACUCGAUUUAUGGCUGGUAUGAAAACCUUGCAGUAGGCAGGGUAGUGGAUUUCACCGCAUGGGUGACAGGCGGAAUCACUCAACUUCCGGUGCCAGUGAACAGAGGAAGCAUCGUUCCGACCGGGACAUACGUAGCAUAUGGGACGGCCGCCGCUGCACACACCCUGCUUACUGAGCCUUCCCCUCCAGCCUCAGCCUCUGCGGGUCUCAAACUCCAUGAAUACCUGACUAAUAUACUUGCGCCAGAUUCAACGAGAGUGGUGUUCACGGGACACAGUCUCGGCGGGACCCUGUCUCCUACGUUAGCGCUUGCGCUUGCCGGAUCGGGUGCCCUGAAAGGCGAGGGGCUCGUGUAUGCCACCGGGGGAUCGAGCCCCGGCAAUAGGAGCUUCGCGAAUCUCUUUGCACAAACUUUCCCGGCGUCCAAGAGCACAUGCCCUGACACUGGGUAUGCAGUCUGGAACAAAAAUAUCAUCAACUCUCGGGAUAUCAUACCACAGGCGUGGUGCACGAAGCGAAUACUCUCACCUGCGCAGAACGUGAACAACAUACCGUCCAUAUACGGUGUUCCAACUAUACGAUUCAUCGAAUUGGUCGUGUUUUGGUUCAAAGCCAAUGUCAAUAAAUCACACAUCGUGUACGCCCCACUCCCAAGCCACAUCCUGUUGGGCGUAAAGCCUGAAGAGGCCCCUGGAAACGUGGCUGAAUUUCUGAGUGUCGCAUUGGCGAAUCACAAUACAUUUUAUAGCGAUGUGUUUGGCGUGCAGUUGCCAGAUAUAGAGUGCGAAGAGCUCACAAAGAAGACGGAGGAGGAGAUAUUACUUGAAUAUCCUGUCAUUGGAGACAUCGAGUGGGGAAAGGAACACCCUGGUGAAGUGGAGGCUGCAGUGGCUGCCCUGCAGGCAAGCGGCGUACUCGACGACAAUGAGGAGUGAAGGGUUCAGGUAUUCGAAUGGGCCUAGGAGCGAACACACGAUACGCAGUCACAACUACAAGGCUCGUUCAAGACGUCCACAGUAGACUCAUACAGCAACUUCAGAGCGCUGUGAAAGCCUUCCAAACGUGCUUGCGUGAGUGCAGAACUAGUCUAUAGGAUUAAGAUCACAUCCAUGCCAGGAGGCAGGGUCUCUGUGAAAUAGCGAGUAGCUAUAGAUGAGGCAUUUCACAACUCGAUCAAAACCUCACGCAGCAGCGUAGCCCUAGUAGUGAAUUAUUGGCGUCCUAGCGGUCAGCAGAGCCAUGGACAUUCAGAUAGCAAAUAUCUGGCUAGCGUUCGGAUUUAGCGAGCUGACAGUCAGAGAGGUCAUUCGCUGUGGACGGUGUUGGAC
This is a messenger RNA of Suillus subalutaceus, 1893 nucleotides long. RefSeq lists its product as uncharacterized. Gene Ontology annotation, biological process: lipid metabolic process. The coding region runs from base 169 to 1500 and encodes 443 amino acids. Lineage: Eukaryota; Fungi; Basidiomycota; Agaricomycetes; Boletales; Suillaceae. The transcript has 4 exons. The record is from RefSeq and is a predicted model, not a curated record.